AUGGUAUUUGCUCUCAUCGGUCAGACUGGAAUUGGCAAGAGUACCAUAAUCAAUGCGUUGCUUUCAUCGUCCGCAGGAGGCUCCAUCGCGCAGACCGACCCUGGAAGCAAAGCGUGCACGUCCACCGCAGUGUAUUACAAGUAUAUCACUGCUACUGAUAAUGAAGGUAGCGCGUACAAAACGUGUGUAAACUUCCUGUCGGGAGAUGAACUUCGCGGCAUGCUGAAGUUGCUGAAGGAAGAGUAUCUGGCUGUUCAUAGCCCCGGAGAACCGAUAGAUGACGACCCCGCGGACCAGGAAAUCGACGCGACAAUGGCUGCCCAUGCCGAAAAUCUAUCUGACUGUGACGAUGUUGACGAGGAUUUCGAAAAGAUCUACGAUGAUUACAGGGAGCAUUUGGAGCGAGCAGCGAGGGCUCACUACGCCCUAGAAUCGGCUCGCAACUUGCAGGAAAAGGCAACCUCAUCUCUCUAUUACACCACACGUGACGUUGCACCGUUGUCGCUCACAAUCAUCGCUGCCUCUCCGAAAGCCUACAACAACUGGCUGAAGUCCCGACGGAGUAAGAAGGAUUCACCCGACGUCGACGUCUUUCAAACACACAUUCCAGAUUUGAUAAAUCUUUUACUACUUAAGGCAGCUCAAGCCAACCACCGAGUCAUCGGUCAACACCUUAAGUGCUCGGCGCUCAUGCACGAUCGGAUUGAAACAUUGGUAGAGGGAUACAAGGUGAGAGAGCGGAGAGAGAUCGUCAAGGAAGGGAAGCUGAAAGACUUUGUUACCUUCUGCUAUGGUGUACCAGGACAACUGAAGGACUUCGUGAAAGAUGGAUAUAUGUCUGAGGAUUGGUCAUUAUGGGAGGACAAGAUGAAGGAAAUCAUGCCCAGUGGUGUCAGAGAUUGGGCUGAGGAACAGCUCGACCACCUCGCGCAGGCUAUUCCCGAAUUACCUGACCAGGAUGCUCGGCAUGAUGCGGACGCGCACUGGGAUGCUACCAAAGCGCAAGUCCUUGAACUCGUGGAUGAAUUCGUCGAUUCUGUUGUACAACGUCAAAAUCAAAUACUCAACUCCUACACCCAAGCGUCCGGUCACAACAACAUGAUGGCCAAAAUUCUCGAUCCGGUAUAUUCGAGAAUGGUGGCAGAAUCAACAGGCACAGGAGCAUUGCUGCGACAAAAGCUCGCGUUGAAAAGCGAACUCACCAAAGUGGGCUCAGACGAACGACCAUGGCUGGUAGCAGCUGUAGAGGAGGAGGGUUAUCAGGGAGUUGCGCAAGGGGUGCUUGAGCUCACGGAAGAGCUGCAUAACGACAUCAAAAACAAAUUGACAGACCACGGAAAUAUGCUGAAGAACAUGGGAGGGCCAGCGAGCACCGAUCCGGCGUUGCGAAAGGCCGUUGACCAGCUACUUGCUCUCUUACCCAAGUUGAGGCAGGAUCAGGCUGAUCUGAAAAACCAGUACCUGGGGGAGGCUGAUGAUCCGGAGACUCUCAUGCGCAGCUCCAAGCACGCACUUCACCAUCCCGAGCCCACACCACCUAGCCGCCACGUCUACGUAGUCAUGUACUCGGAACGCGCCGGCCCCGUCACCACUCCCCUCCCAUACCAUAGACAAGUCACCGCCUUCACCAACGGCAUAUCCCUGACCCCCAAAGAUCUCAACGACACGUACAACAUGGCUGCACCAAGCGCUACCGGAGCUCAAAGGGUCGAAGUCGUCACACUCUCCAAUCGCGAGAACCAUGCCCAGACCAUGUCGUUCAUCAUGAACACCAUGUACGGACCGCCGACAACUCAGGAGCCCGGUGGCGAUCAGCAGGUCUGGAUAUGCGGAUGGACGGACUAUCAGCAGGAGGCGGUGUGGAUUAUGGAGGAGACGAUUCGGAGGGAAGAGGUGGGCGAGGGAAAGGGGUUGAGUACGUUGCAGCCUGAGUGGAAGUGGGAGGAGGGACCUGGGGGGUACUUGAACAAGGCGAUUUGGGAGACUGAGACGGGGAAUUUCUUGCAGUAUGAUGUACUUAGAGUUGAGGUUCAGGAGUGA
Molecule: messenger RNA, 2040 nt
Organism: Parastagonospora nodorum SN15
Lineage: Eukaryota; Fungi; Ascomycota; Dothideomycetes; Pleosporales; Phaeosphaeriaceae
Exons: 4
Coding region: 1-2040 (679 amino acids)
Source: RefSeq, a predicted model, not a curated record